Molecule: messenger RNA, 2666 nt
Organism: Oenanthe melanoleuca
Lineage: Eukaryota; Metazoa; Chordata; Aves; Passeriformes; Muscicapidae
Exons: 2
Coding region: 1509-2666 (385 amino acids)
Source: RefSeq, a predicted model, not a curated record
CUUCCAACCUGACCGAUUCUGUGAUUCUGCAAUACCUUCGUGAAGUGCUUCCCCCCAGCCCAAUCUUUAUACACAGUUUGUUGUGCAGGAACAAAGGUACUCCAUAAUUAAUACUGAAGCAAGUUCCUCAUAAUCCUUGAUCUACUCCCACUUCACCAACACAGAAGCACAAAACGUGUUGGACAUAACCAGCAAGUAUUAUAUGACGGCUGCUUUUUUCUUCUGUCUGGCUUAACACUGAGGACUACUUUGUGGUCUAAGUAUUGGAUUAAGGAACAAGGGAUACUGUUGUAAUGAACUCCAAGGCAUUUUAAAUACUAGCGAUUUUUGUAAACUAUCCCCACAAAAAAUAAUUGUGUGCGUAAUCGAAAAAUAAAUUUUAAAUUAUUUUAUUUCCCUGGAUUUUCCCAUGUGCAUAUCACAUGUACCAGAAGUUAUAUCAAACCUUCACAACAUUUUGUCUAGGCACUUGAUUGUAUCAUUUCAGGUUUAAGUUCUCAAAGCAAAGCAUUUGACCUUAGAGGUUAUUGCAGUGAACAUGUACUGCCUUUUUUAACUGCUAUGGUCACUUCACACCCACAUAACAACCUGCAGUUCAUUUCUGAUGCUUCAUAUUUCUGCCAAGGGAAGUGAUAAUUGCUUUCAUUUAUUUUGGAUUAAUCCAUUGCCUCAUUACUUCAGAAAAGUCAUCUUAUAAUUGCAACCAUAAAGUCUGCGAAGAACCACAAACAAGUAUUUGCUAGUGGAAUACUCUGUGGCAAACUUCAAAUCUUUCCAGAAUAGUGAUUUUUGUUAAAUAUUGUGUUUUUUAAAAAAGAAUUCCAUAAUGGAAUUAUUAUACAGCCCUUCUGUCCUGAAACUAAAUAAGAAUUCCCCUGAAAAUCAAAUACAGUAGAGAGCACUGGUCAAGCUAUCACUGUCUUCUGUAUUAAACUCAGCUAGGUUUCAUGUUUUAUAGUCAACAUCGGGUUCAACAAUAACAAUCUGUUCUUUCUACCAUAACAUUAGGAUCAUUACAAGGUGUCUGCUAUAUUGCUCUAUAUUGCCCCUGGAAUUCUGUAUAAGUACAGUGCAGCUGUGAGCCAUCAGACAUUUCAUCAGGUAUUAAACUAAAGAUAACUUAUUCUUUCAGAUAAGGUAGGUUGCUGACAUUGGUUUAACAGGAGCUCUCACAGAAACUUCUCCUCUUGCUUCCCACCAAGCACAGAUGCUGUGUACUUUGCAUGUUGAAUGGAAAGGAUGAUGGGUAAACUCAGUGCUUUUAUUUUAAUUUCUGACUUGUUUCCCAAAACCUUGGAGACAAAAUGUACUUAAGAUAUCCUCCACCAUGUAGUAAAGCCACUGUCUUUUACACUGGUGAUCUUGGCCUGAAACUGCAAGCAUUCAGUCAUACUAAAACCCUUGCUCCCCAAGACAUCAUCUCAUGUCACCCGGCUUCCUUCUUAACAAAGAUAAUCAGCACACCUCCGUAGACCCUGUACAGAACAGAGUUACGUAACUUUUAGCACAUGACGUUCAUUAAAAUGAAGUGCAAAAGGAAAGGGAAGAAACGUCUGAUAGAGGGGGAAAAAACCCAACCUGUUUCAAGACUGCUUUCAGUUCAGCCGCUGCCCGCUCAGCCCACGGCGCCAGCGCCGCACUUGCACCGACAGGCGGGCUGGGCUGGGCCGGGCCGGGUCGAACUGGGCCGUGCUGGGGCGAGCUGGGCUGGGCUGGGCUGGGCCGGGCCGGGCUGGGAGCCCGGGGGCCGCGCCGGGACCCCGCUGGCAGCGGCUGAGAGAGUCACAGAGUGGGGCAGGCUAGAAAGGCACGAAGUCAUUUGGUUCAACCUGUCUGCAGAAUCAUCCGGGAGCACGUGGCACAGGCUUGUCUCUAGACAGCUCUGGAGUAGCUCCCGUGAGGGAGAGUCCACCUCCCUGGGCAAUCUGUUCCAGUGCACGGUCACCUGCACGGUAAAAAGUUCUCCCCCGUGUUCAGGUGGAACUUCCUGUUCUACAGUUUGUGCUCAUUGCCUUUUGUCCUACUGCUGGGCACCACCGAGAAAAACCUGGCUCCAUCCUGUUGACACACGCCGUUCAGAUACGCAUACAGCGUACGCACAGACCUGGAGACAGACUGCGUUCCCGCUGCGCGGCAGCACCCCGGGGACCCUCCCCAGUCCUGCCCCCACACACGGGCCCUGCCUCAUGGCGCCCGAGCCCGCACCGCGCUGGGCGGAGCCGCCGCAGCCCCGCCCCGCGUUCCUCGCGGGCGCAGCGGGUGCCGAGCGCUGCCGCCCCGGCCGCUCUCGCCCCGCCUCGCCGCUCACGGUAAGCGGCGGCCGCGCAGGGGAGGCCGCGGGCGGGGUGGGGCGGCGGGGCCUUCUGUGUGCGGCUGCGCCGGGGCGCUCAGGCCGGGCCCGUGGGCUGGCGGCGACAGAGGGUGUACGCGUGUGCGGCGGCCCAGCCAGGAACGGCGGGCGGGCGGCGGCGUGGGACGUGGCUGGUAAGGCCCUGGGAGAGUGCGAGGCGAGGGGCGCAGGCAGAGCCCGCAGGGGCACCGGGGGAGGGACGGAGGAAGGGGGAGCUCUUGGCGGGGGUAGCGCUGCCCCGCAGCGGGGCGGGCGGCCCCUGGCCCCUCCUCUGCGGCGGAGCCGGGCGGGCGGCAGCGCCCGGCGGCCCCGGUAG